CUCCAGCACCAUAACAACAACAUUGGAAGAUGGCGAGCGGGGAGGAGGUAGGAGCCGCGGUGGGUCGGGAUCCUUUCAUGUCCUCCUCGACGGACGCCUUGGAGGCCCUGUUCCCGGCCGGGGAGGCCGAGCGGGCGGCCGGGGACGGCAGCCCGGAGCUGCGGCGGCUCCGCGAACGUCUGCAGGGAUUGCUGGCGCAGUACGAGCUCGCCGUGCUCUGGGUGCAGAGGCUGCUGGUGUGGGAGAGGCCACUGCACAGCAUCGUCGUCGCCUGCACGCUGAAUGGCGUGUUCUGGCUUCUGUCCUCCACGACCCUGAGACCCCUGUUCCUGCUAAGCCUGUCUCUGCUGGGGCUGGUGUUGCUGGAGAGGUGGAAAGACAAACUGCCUGCCAUCACAGUUCGGUACCCAGAAGCCUCCGGAAGUGACACAGAAAAUAUAGCAGUGCAUCCCCGGCUCCUAAGUGUUCCAGAGCUUAGUCACCAUCUGGCUGAGAGCUACCUGACCUGCAGCCUCUACAUUCAAGAAAUGCUGCAGUACAAACGGCUCAAUCAUGGCAAGUUCUGUGCGAUGAUGUGUGCAGGAUGCUCAAUUUUGGCUGUUGUUGGACAUUACAUCCCAGGAAUAAUGAUCUCGUAUAUUAUAUUGCUGAGUGUACUGCUCUGGCCACUGGUGGUAUACCAUGAGCUGAUUCAGAAGAUGUACACUGGGCUAGAGCCCAUCCUGAUGAAACUCGACUACAGCAUGAAGGGAGGCACGCAGCACCGCAAGCAUGAGAAGAAAAAAAUGAAAAAGGAGCCAGAAGGAAGUGAAGAGGCGCUGGCAGAGACCGAGAGUGAAAGUGAGGAGGAGCUUUCCUGUUUCUCUCCAACUGUGGACGUGAAGACGGCUGCUCUCGCCUUGGCCAUCACAGACUCGGAGCUGUCUGAUGAAGAGGCCUCAAUUCUGGAGAGCGGUGGAUUCUCUGUCUCCAGGGCAACAACACCACAGCUCACUGAUGUGUCAGAAGACUUGGACCAGCAGAGCAUGAACAGUGAGCCAGAGGAAACCUUUUCCAAAGACUUGCCAGAGUUCCCCUCAGUGGACGAGUACACCUCGAUCGAGCAGGGGUCCCCCCGAGGCUGUGUGGGCCAGCAGCUCGAGACCGCCCUGGCAGCCCCUCCGGGGCCCGGGGGGCAGAGCCCCGCAGGUUUCCUGAUCCAGAGCCUGGCGUCCCCUCUGCAUUUCGUCAACACGCACUUCAACGGGCACGGGAGGCCACCAGGGACUGGAGAGGAGGCUCAGGGCCAGGGGCUCUCCCUUGAGGCCCUGAGCGAGGAGAUUGUCAGCACGGCCAUUUCCACUGUGGUACAGAACACUCUGUCCGCCCUCCUGCGCUCCAGCGAGGCCAGCGAGGGCCCCUCUAUAGCCGAAUUCCUCCCUCCGGAGCCCCAGACGCCCCUGACUGAGACUGACCUGAAAGAGGAGACUGAAAGCCCUGCCCAUGAGGCGACGGCACCUGGGGGCCUGGAGGAGGAAGAUUUCGAGCUGCUGGACCAAAGAGAACUGGAUCAGAUGGACGCGGAGCUGGGCCUGAGCUCAGAGCCGAGGGAAGAAGAGCAGGAACUGACAGUGGCGCAGCCUACAGAGACACCCUCUUCCUGCCCGCAGACGGAAGACUCCUAGCUUUAUCGCCAAUUCGAAGAUGCUUCUCCUGUUUCUAAAUAUAAGCAUAUAAUUACGUACCAGGGUUUUGCUCAGUGAAAUGUAGCCACAUUCACAAGAAAUUUAAUUCAGUCCUACUUACAAAUGUAAUCGAGAGAGCGUGGUCAUCGUAGCUGAAACUUUUACCAUCGCAAAGAAUUUGAUUUGACCGGACCAUGAUUUAUAGUAUAUUAGGUGGUAGGUUACUGAGAAAAUGAUGUUGGCAGUGUGCUGUGAAAUGAUUUGGUUUUCACAAAUGUUUUAAACAAAGUUUGAUUAAGGCUGUGUUUUCUGUCAUGCCUGACAGAUAUGUUGACAGUGGACUAGUUUUAUGUAAACAUAACGGUAAGGUUAUCUGUAAUCUUUAGUAACCCGAUGAUGAAUAAUAAAUUGUACAUAUACCUGAAUUCAUACAUGUAUACAUGCCAUGUACAGAGACACAAAAUGGCAUUUCUGGAGUAAGCAGCUUGUUAACAUUUUUAGUCUUCUAUUGAAACAUUAAUUGACAGUAUGGCUGUCAUUUUACAGAACAGGUCUUUACAUUAUGGAAACUGAAUCAAGUUGCUUUAUGGAUUUGGAAAUACAAAAAUGUAACUUAUUAAAAAUAACAUACAUAUAUUUCCAUCACUUGUAUAUACCUUAGUUUAGUGAUGAGCGCAAUGACAUACACGAGUACACCAUUUCCUUGUGAAAUCAUGUUGGUGACUUUCAGGAUGGUAUAAGGAAGUGAUGUUUGUUCUGGGAAGGAUAAGUAAAUCUUGCCUGCCUGAGUACAGACUGCCUCAUCGUUUGGCCAUAGGCAUGAACAUAUUGGUAUUCUAUCUGUGUACGCAGAUAAAGAAAUAUUAGGAAUCGGGGUUCCUGCGGUUUUGUAAUGGUAAGCAUCAAUAUUGUUUUUGCUGACCCAAUUGAAAUUGUCUGCAACAUGCACGAGACUCUAGACCCAUUCCUCAAAAGGUGGGCAUUUUCUGUAGGUGUCAUCUUGAAUUGUGUUUUGUGAAAUAUGUCUGUUUUUUUUUUUUGCAUGACUUUACCUCAAACCAUAAUAGGGAUACAUGGGAACAAGCUACCUUUGUCCUUGUGUAAGGAAGUGAUCUUUCAGCUUCAGCUGAUUCUGUGUUGGUGCACAACAGACAAUGUAUCUUGGGACAGGAGUACUUUGAGAACUCUUGGGUAAUCUGAGAUGUCUUCUCCCCCGUUGUGAUGAAAAUCACACCAUUAAAUGUUUAACAUUUUGAAAAGGCCAUGCCGGGCGUUCAGAAGCUCAAUAGUUUUGUGUGUAGAUGCUCUCUGAUCUUAGGAGAACUUGAAUUAUGACAUUUUUGGAAAGGGACAUUUAUUACUUAAAAUGGUGACAUUUUUCAAGUCUCCUUCUAGUCUUUUCACCACUAUAGUAAAAAGAGACUUAUCCAUUGAUAUUGGUUUACAAACCAAAGUAAAUAUAUUGAAUCCUGUUAUGGAUUCAAUAUUAAUACAGGCACAUUCAUACUAUUAACUAUUACUUAUUUCUCCUGUUCUUUAAACUCCCUCAUUUAAAAAACUCUAAGUUAUCUGUUCGGCUUUGCACUACAAUGGAUAAAGAUUACAAAUCUAAAUGAUCAGAUUUUUAUAUAUAUUCAGCCUACAUAAAUUUUAGUUAUUGACUGAUAGUGGUGUUCCUCAGUUUCUGCCCUUGAGAGCCACAGUCUUCUAGGUUCCAUCUGUUUAUCCAUUUUUUACAGUACUAUAAAGCUUGCUGAUCUGUUAUCUUGGGCCAGAGUUGAAGAACAGAGCUACUUGAGCAUUCCAAAAUGACUAUUCAGCUUUGGAACAAAAGUGUGACACCACAAUAGAGAUGGCACUUUAAAAUGUGGUCUGAGUAUGUGUAGUUAGUUGUGCAUCAGCUAAAGAAACAAAUUAAGUGUGAAGUCUGGAGGGAGUAGAAGCUUAGUCUGCAAAACCUUAGGAUCCUUGUGUUUUUACUUCCACUGAACAGUUUGUUUAAUCUGAAUGAUUCAAUCAGGCUUCAUUUUUAUCAAUUGUUUUGUAAGAGAGGUAGAAGGGUUGAGGCUUCUAGGAAUGCUGUUGCCUGUAUGUUUCAUUCUUCCCAUAUUCUUAUACGAUUGUGGAUGUUAUCUUUUAAAAAAGUAAGCAUUUUACUUUGAGCUUGAAGAUGAAACACAUGCUUUGUGAUCAAAAACACUGCUUUGUAACGUUUUUAGUAAGUCCGGGUAUCAUCCCCAUCCAUUAACUACGUGGAAGCCCAUUCAAAAGUGAGAACAGGAGGUACAUAUGUACGCAAAGGGGUGUAGGAGGAUGCAACAAGCUUGCUACCCAAUCAUCUUGUUGAAUCCAGUACCCUGAGAUCCAUGGAUGACUAGCUAUUGCCAAAUGGCCUCCUCUCGUUUGUAACCUUUUGUAGAUUAUACUCUUAUUUUUCAAACCAAAGUUAAAUUAAAUUAAUCCAAAUACGAAGUUAUCAGGAAGGUGCUACCUGCUCUUCUUCUGACUGGUUGUGCUUUUAUUUCAGUGGCCCCAGCAUAGAGACUAAAGUGAAUUAAGUAUAAUCUGCCACGAUACCUGUUGUAAAUGAAAACAACUUGAUCCUGUCAAAUCUUAAGAGUUUAGAAAAAGGGAAAAUCCAAAAUAUAGCAGGGUAUUGCAGAUUUUUUUCUGUUCAAAUUAUUGAUUGAAUUGUGAUUUGCGAAGUGUCAAUUUUAAAAUCUGCGAUGUUUGUAAGAAUUUGAGUUUGGCUGAAAGGAGCAUGGCAAUUUUUUAUGUUUUCUAAAUGAAAAUAGUUAUUGUGACUGUAUAUGCAGCCUUGCAUAGUAUUUUGGCAAACCAAAAAUCGGUUACUUACAGUAGUAUUACGGAUUAAACUUGGUAAGGAGUGGGAGUUUUUAUUGCAAGCAUAGUUUUAGUCCUUCCAGUUCUUUUUCCUACUUGUGUGGUGUAUACCGGUUCCUUGAUAGAGAUCGGACUUUUUUUUUCUUAGAUUCCUCAGUUUCCUUUGUAUCUUCUCAUUUCAAGAGCGCUCACAUAGCCUCUUUUUAAAAUUUCUCUUCAGAUAGCCCUGUUGAUUAAUCAUGGUCAGGAGGACUCCAGUGGAGGGGACAGAACUUCUUUCCUAACAUUUUACGCAUGGAAUGGACCUUGUCUUGUGGGAAUCUGGAAAAGUUGUAUGAAUUCAAUGUUUGAAAAGGUUUGCCAGUAGUCGUUAUUAAAUCACUUUAAUUUAAUAUUCAAAAACCUGUAAAAAUUACUUUGUACACGACCUAUAGUGCUUCUAUUGCAAACGUAAAAGGCAGAGCAGUGCAGCCAGGAAGAAUUGCCUCUACAUCACUACUUGUUAUAAAGACACAGUGGUAGUAAAUCACCCUUUUGAAGCUUUCUAAGUGUUAGUACAUUAAUGUUCUUUACCUGCAGACCUUUUGUAAUGAUAUUGUUUCCAUCUUGCCAGAAGGCUUGCUACAAGUACCCAUUGGUUGUUAUCUGCAAUUAAAAGAUCUCAGUUUUUCAGAGUGAUUUCUGAUUUAAUUGUCUGGGCAUUGUUCACAUUCUAUGUAAGCUGAUGUACAGUUUUGACAGUUUCACACAUUGGCUAAAAAAAAAUCAAUUUAUAUGCCUGAAAGAAGAAUAUCUCAUCAUACGUCAGGAUCUUAUAGGGUCCUGGGAAGCCAUGAAGGUCUUGUAGGUCACCUGUGUGAUGUGUCAUUUGUGUUUUUUAGCACAAGGAAACUCAAUUGGGUUUUAGAUCUUUACAAAUUGAUGUUUUAAAGGUGACUUUUACGCCUUCUCCAGAACCUGUAGUCCAAUAUAUAGCUCCAGUUAUACAGUAUAUAGUAUUUUAGUAAUGCAUAGUAUGUAAGAAACGGGCUCUGAGCAUGCAUCAAGGAAUUGUUGCUGUAAUGAUCAUCAUGAAGUAAUCUGGGGAAAGAUGAAUGUUUUGCCUCCGUUGUAUAGUCUUGUAAACAGUCUUACAAUUGUAACACAAUAACAGAUGAGAAUUAAAGUAAUAACGUACUGUACUCCGCAGUGAAAUGUUUUUUUUUUAUUAAACUCAUUCUUCCAUUGCCUUUUCUUUUACUAAA
Lepisosteus oculatus (spotted gar) is the source of this 5752-nucleotide messenger RNA. RefSeq names its product reticulophagy regulator family member 2 (gene retreg2). Gene Ontology annotation, cellular component: membrane. NCBI's taxonomy places the organism in Eukaryota, Metazoa, Chordata, Actinopteri, Semionotiformes, Lepisosteidae. The record is from RefSeq and is a predicted model, not a curated record.